UGGAAUUCAUCAUAUUUGAGAAUGAGCUGACUUCUAUUUAUAACCCUGUUUCCUUUUUUUACAUUGAAUUUUGUUCGUGAUUAUAGUUAAAAUGAAGUUAUAUCAGUGUUUAAUUAUUUCAAUAUGUUUUUAUAUCACUCUAUUGUGUUCCACUUCACAAGCUCAGACCACAAAUUCUGAUUCUUCUAAUAGCAAUAAUUUGAAAGCAGAAUUCGGUGAAGGAAAACCUUGUCAGUCAACCGAUGUAACGAAAGAAAACUGCAUUUUUGUCACCUUAUUCAAAAAAUUUUCGAUGAAAUGUAUUCCCGAUGGUUUUUCUUUGAACAGCAGUCUCACAUUAGUCUGGUACUCUUCGAGAAAUGGUUCUGAGUAUUCGCUUGUACAAUCAGGAGACGAAGGCCGCCGAAAAGUAUCCGAUGGUUAUAUAGAAUGGACUUCGAUUAAGGGAGAGGAUGUUGCGUUUUACACUUGCAAAAUUCUGCAUAAGAAAAUGGUCUCUGAUAAAGAAGAACUCGUACCGAUCGGCCAAGAAAUCUUCGAAAUACAAGCAUUACCUGUGGCAGUACCUGUACUCAAAGAUUUCACUGUAAUCGAAGGUAGCACCCUAAACGUAACGUGUGCAAUUGCCGGUAAAGCUAACGGUGUUCAGUGGAAAUACAUUGAUGAUGAGAAAAACGAAAAGACCUUGUUAAAUGGAACCGAUGGUCGAGUGGAAAUGAGACCUUUCAGAGGAGUACCAGAUGCUACAGUAUUGAUCCACAACGUCAAUAAGACACUCGAUCGCGGAACCUACAAUUGUACAGCCACCAGCGUCUUUGGAAACAGUAUUGCAGAUGGAUCGUCGUAUGUUAGAGUUAAAAGCAAAUACGCUGCUUUGGGUCCAUUCUUGGGUAUCGUCGCCGAAGUGAUCAUCUUAUGCACCAUUAUCCUCAUCUACGAAAAGAAACGAGACAAAACCGAAAUGGAAGAAAGUGAUACCGACCAGGGACCAGAAACAAAAAGUAGCCCAGAUCAUGGUCAAGACAGCGUCAGGUACCGAAAGUAAUUCGGCCGAAUUGAGCUUUCAACACGUCGUUACCAUUACUACCAAUUUUCACCAUUUCUGUGCUACUAAAUUGGGAUUCACGUAUUCGAGGCGUUUGCUCACUUAGAUAUUUUAGGCCUACGUAUUGUUCGAUAUCCUCUGUUGAUAUUUUAAAAUAUUAUUUUCCUUAAGUUUUUUUCCUCCUUUCCUUUCUUUUCUUUCUUCCCAUUGCUUAUUCUUUAUUGUACUGUUUGCUCCGGUAUUCAUUUUUGUCUUUUUUUCCCUCUUCUUACGUAACAAAUUUUACUUUUCAUUAUCUUACUUACGUAUUUUUUAUUAUUUUCAUAAAAACUAACCAUCCCUACACCGUGUUGAUUGAUGCCUUUUGUUUUAUUUUAAGUACGUGUGUAUUAUUACAAUUUUUCUCCCAUCUGGUAGAAAGCUAGAGCUAUUAAAUAGGUAUGUAUUAGUUGCACUCAUGCGUUGACAUGGAAAUUAUCAGAGAGGUACUGUCAUCUUGUUCAAAUUUGACCACUGCAGUUGAAGUGCGAAUUGUAAUAUUGUCGAUUGAAUCAUUGCCUCUAAUCUCGUCUUAAUUUCAUCUUCAAAAUUGUAAAUAUUCUUUAAUUUUUCCUCGUGUCAAGUGUACAGAAUAUGGUUCGAUUGAGGCCAAUGUUACUUAAUUGAAAUACAAGCUGAAGUCACGUUGUUUCAAUAUCAAUCGCAUCAAGUACUUAAUGACUCGAGAAAAAUCACGAAUCUAGUAUUUUCAAAUUAAUGAAAUGAAUACGUGUUGAUCCUGAUUUUUUUUUCAAAUUCACAUUCGUCAGUCAUUUUUUAUUGUGUACUUAAGUCACAUCGUUUUUGCUAUGAAAGAAUUCAUAUUUUUUUACUUACCUUUUUUUACAAAUAUUCUUUACGUUUAAAAAAGCUAUUUACCCUGUUUGUUUUUUUUUUGUUUUUUGAUAUGAAAAAGUAACAGCAUUUACUGAAAAUAUUGAUGGUACUCAGUUCUCUAAUCAUUUCUCCGUCGACAUGAGUAUUUUCAUGCAUGUAUUGUAUUAUACUUUACUUAUUAUGUUAUUGUUUUGUUUUUCUCGAGUUUACUAUGUCGUACGAUAUUUUGUGAUAGACCAUUUUAUUAGUUUUUCAAGUGUACAUGUACUUAACUCUUUACCUAUUAUGUUUAUUCUGUAAUUUGCUAACACAUUUUGACUCGGAUGUAAUUCUUUAUCCUUACAUCAUUUCCCAUACAAGGUAUUUUCUGCUCAUUUUUUGUUACUGUAAAUUUUACCCACAAUCCACGUAAUUUGAAUUUUGAAUUGUAUCUAAAUAAUUCAGCAUUGUCUGUGAAGAAUUUUAAUUGUCUGAUUUAAUUUGUAUCGAAACUGUUCUCGUAUGACAAGAAGUAAAUGAGAAUGUAAAAUA
Messenger RNA from Planococcus citri (citrus mealybug), 2452 nucleotides. Its product is annotated as basigin-like. The record is from RefSeq and is a predicted model, not a curated record. Lineage: Eukaryota; Metazoa; Arthropoda; Insecta; Hemiptera; Pseudococcidae. The transcript has 7 exons. The coding region runs from base 92 to 1045 and encodes 317 amino acids.